This is a messenger RNA of Entrophospora candida, 1653 nucleotides long. The record is from the annotation of a GenBank genome assembly. NCBI's taxonomy places the organism in Eukaryota, Fungi, Glomeromycota, Glomeromycetes, Entrophosporales, Entrophosporaceae.
AUGUCGUCUUCAACUGAAAAUACUCAUUGUCCUGGUAUUGAUUACCUUAUAAUUAUUAAUCUUGAAGCUACGAUCUCUGAAGAAAUAUCACAAUCUACUAUACAAGUAACAAAGGCUUCACAGUCACAACGUAAAAGUUUUUGUAAGGAAACGGCAGAAAUUAUUGAAUUUGCAUGGGCAAUAGUAGAUACAAAAAAUUUUGAAGUGGUAUACCAACAUUCACAAUAUGUAAAACCUAAAGUUACUCUAUUAACAACCUUUUGCACCACUCUUACAAACAUAACUUGGGAUCAACUUGAAUUCGCUGGAAAUUUAAAGGAUGCAAUUGAUGCGUUAGACGAUUAUAUUCAGAACAAAAUACUUGCUGAAAAUAAAACCUUUUGUUUUUGUACACAUGGAGCUUGGGAUUUAAGGAUCCAAUUACCAAGAGAAGCAAAAGAUAAAGAAAUCGAACUGCCAAGUUAUUUAACACAUUGUAGAAUGUUUGAUUUAAAGCAAGAAUAUCAAAGAUGGCACGUUCAUCAUCCAGAUAUGACGCUAAAAACUCUUUCAUUGCAAGAAAUGAGUUCAACUUUUGAUUUAAUAAUAGUGGAAAUUCAUGAAUCAGGAUUAAAUGAUGUUUUAACCAUGGUCAACGUUGUCAGAUAUUUUUGUUCUUUUGGUCAUCAUGAUGUUUUCGUUAAUCCAAUAGAUACAAGUGCAGACUUGAAUCAGUUUAAAAAAGAACAGUCUAAAGUAAUCCAUUUAGCAGGCUUACCACACGAUGUUACACAACCUGAAUUAGAAGCAUGGUUUUCGGGUCAAGGUGUAAGACCUACAACAUUGUCGAUGAUUAAACCACCUGAUAAUCAAAAAUCAAGUGGAAUUGGGUUUGCAAUUUUCGCUACUCAUGAAGAUUCUAUGGCUUGUUUGGAUAUGAAUGGUAGAACGUUAGGUGAUCGAGUUAUAGAAGUUAGUCCAAGUAGCGAAAGAAUAAUCGAAGCCGCUGGAUCAAUGUUAUCACCGUUUCAGAUGAUAAAAAAUCAUGUUCGUCCAGGUGAUUGGAUAUGUUCAAUAUGUCAAUUUCAUAAUUUUUCUUCAAGGAGAACAUGUUUCAAGUGCAAUACCAUCAAUCCGAAUCCUCUUCCCGUGGUGCAACAAGUACCACAUAAUUUUACACAAGGCGAUUGGAUGUGUCCAAAUUUACCAUGCAGUUUUCAUAAUUAUGCAUCACGCACUCAAUGUUUAAGAUGUGGAACCUAUAAACCUAGUGGUAAUGGCGAUUGGAUUUGUCCAAAUCCAAAUUGUAUUUUUCAGAAUUUUGCAUCAAGAACUCAAUGCAUGAGAUGUGGAACAUCAAAUCAUUCAGGUUAUGAUACAUAUGGGAAUUUAACGUCAUCAAUAAUAGAACAACAACAAGGAGGUGGUUUAUAUGGUACAACUAAUGUUAUGGGCGAUUGGUAUUGUCCAUCUUGCAACUCACACAACUUUGCAUCACGUUUUCAGUGUAUUCGUUGUAGUUUACCUAAACCACCUAAUGCUAUAAAUAACAUUGCAUCAAUAGUUAAUAUGAAACCUGGAGAUUGGUUAUGUGGUAAUGAUAUGUGCGGCUAUCAUAAUUUUGCAAAAAGAACACAGUGUGCAAAAUGUGGUUUUUUAAAUAUUCCACAAUAA